Messenger RNA from Parnassius apollo (apollo), 486 nucleotides. The record is from the annotation of a GenBank genome assembly. Lineage: Eukaryota; Metazoa; Arthropoda; Insecta; Lepidoptera; Papilionidae.
AUGAAAAAGCUUAUAUUCUUCCCAAAACCAUCUCAAAUAGUAACAUUGCUGCCUAUUCCUUUUCGAAAAAAUUACAGCGAUGUUCAGAGCAUCAUACACUGCUUAGAGAUUCAAAUUGAAAAACCCGCUAAUGCAGUUAAACAAGCUCUUAAUUGGUCUGAGAACAAACCAUGCAACACUUUUAAAUAUUUGAUAUCCAUUACUCCAGAAGGGAGAAUAAAUUUUAUUUCAGAUGGAUAUGGUGGACGACAAUCUGACUCGGUUAUAUUUGAAGACUGUGGCAUUUUGGAAUUAUUGCCUAAAAAUGCAGCAGUUAUGGCUGACCGUGGUUUCAAAAAUGUGGCACAUCUCAUUAGUGAGAAAGAUUGUACUUUUGUUAAACCACCUAGUGUGAAUUCGAAAACUACUCCAGCAAAGGAGGAGGUUCUAGAAACGAAAAAAAUUUCUGCUCUACGAAUACAUGUUGAAAUGUCUAUUGGUAGAUGA